UACCGCAGGACAACAAAACAACCCGGCAGCAGGCACUGAACUCUUGGCAGCUGUCUGGGCGAGAGACGCAGCCAUGGGCUCCGUGCUUAGCAGCGAUAGCGGCAAAUCCGCCGCCGCCUCGGCCGCCCCGCGGGCCCUGGAGCGCAGGGGGGACCCGGAGCUGCCCGUCACGUCCUUCGACUGCUCCGUGUGCCUCGAGGUGUUGCACCAGCCCGUCCGGACCCGCUGUGGCCACGUAUUCUGCCGUUCCUGUAUCGCUACCAGUCUAAAGAACAAAUGGACCUGCCCUUAUUGCCGGGCAUAUCUUCCUUCAGAAGGAGUUCCAGCAACUGAUGUAGCCAGAAGAAUGAAAUCAGAGUACCAGAACUGCGCUGAGUGUGACAGCCUGGUUUGCCUCAGCGAAAUGAGGGCACACAUAAGAUCUUGUCAGAAGUAUAUAGAUAAGUAUGGACCACUGCAAGAACUUGGGGAGACGGCAACAAGGUGUGUGUGUCCAUUUUGUCAGAGGGAACUGGAUGAAGACAGCUUGCUGGAUCACUGUAUCACUCAUCACAGAUCAGAAAGGAGAUCCGUGUUCUGUCCACUCUGCCGAUUACUACCUAAUGAAAAUCCAGGCAGCUUCAGUGGCAGUUUAAUAAGACAUUUGCAAGUCAAUCACACUUUGUUUUAUGAUGAUUUCAUAGAUUUUAAUAUAAUUGAGGAAGCUCUUAUCCGAAGGGUUUUAGACCGGUCACUUCUGGAAUAUGUGAAUCACUCAAACACCACAUAAUUUUAUUCAAAGGAAAGGAGAGGAGACCAUUCAAUUGCACCAUUUGUUAAGAUGCUGCUCGAACAAUUGGAGGGAAAUUGUCAAUGUUCGAUGGGCAAAAAUGUACAACACAGUUAUAUGUUUGUCUAUGUUUAUUGUUAUAUUGCAUUUUAAAACUGCUUUCAUUGGGAUGGUUUAAAUCUGUUUUACAUUCUUGACUUUCUUAGACACUUAACAAAAAAUAGUCUCCAUCAGCCACCAAGGUAUAGAAGAGAACAUGAGGCAGGAUAUGUGGGUGAACGAUCUUUAUUUGCAAAUUGGAUGAUACUAUGUGUAAUGCUAUAGAUUAAUAACUAUCAUCAUAGUUGGGCAAGAUAACUUAUAUUUGUUCUAUGUAAAAAGAUAGAGAAUGAAACCAAGUAUGGACAUUCAAGGAAACCUGAAAUCUGCUCUAGUGCUUAUCUAAUCUCUAACAGAAUAAUAUGGGUAGCCUUGUAUCAAAGUAGGAAAGGAAAAUCUUGGAAGUCAACAAAGUCCGCUUAACCAAAUUAUAAAACAUAAUACUGUAAACAAAGUAAAUGUGUUAACAAUGUAUACUUAAUCCUUUGACUUUUUAUAACUAUGCACAAUAAGAAUUUAGUAUUAUAUUUUUCAAAUAUUUGUAGCUUAUUAUUUAGAAAUAUUUCUAUAAUAUAGGUAAUUUCUUAAAGACCUUUAGCUGAUAUUUAUAGAAGUGUUCAUAUUCAUAAUUUUUAGUGGAAAAUCCUAAGGGCUUUGAUUUUUUUUUUACUUUUAUCUUUUAGAAAAAAUAAAAUAUAAAUACUGAAAACCAAACAGAAAAUGUAGGAAACAGUUUUAGAACUCUGCCAGCCACUCUGGAUGUCCUCUGUGUAUCCACUCACAGUUAUUAGCUGUCUUCCACAGGAGUAACCACUACAGUGAUAUCAGUACCUAAGUGUGUAUUUUUAAUCUGUAGGUUUUUCCUUUUCCUUAAAAUGUAUUAUUAGUUAAGAACUUGGUCUGGAUAGAGUUAUCCACAGCCUGUAUUUUUCUGUUUGUAUACUCAUGGUGCAAUUCAGCAUGUUCCUCUUUCCUCUGAAUAUUGACACAUGGAUCCAAAUAUAAUAGACUCAGGUUUAAUCCUUUUUGGCAAGAUUAUAGGUCAUGGUGUGUUCUUUCAUCAGAGGGCACACAAUGUCUGGUUCUCUCUUUUCGUGAUGUCAGCUGAAAUUGAUACUCAAUGCCUUGAUCCAUUGAUUUAUUGUGAGUUGGAGGAUAUUCUAACCCUAUCAUUUCUCUUUCAUUUAUUAGUUGGAACAUUUUAUAAAGAGAUGUUUCCCCACAUCUACUAUUUGGUUGACCAACGGUCAGAUUUGUAUAGGAAAGGGAAAGUAAAUGUUUGUAUUUUCCCUUUAUUUACUAAUUUUCAAGAUAAUAAACUUGUUUCCUAUUUCUUCCAGAGAUCACUUUUUCUUUUUCUUUUUUUUUUUUCAGUGUUAUGAACUCAUGGAUUCAAACAUGUUUGAUAGGCCUCAACCCAUUUCAAAUAUUACCUUAUUGAAGUUCAAAUUGUCCCAUAUCUGGCUAUUGGGAGCCACCCCAAGUUGGUGCUGAGUCGUUUUGACACUACACUAGCCAUCUUUAAUAGUUUCCUUGCUAUCUCAGAAGAUCCAGGCUCAACUUGUGUGUUAUUUGCCCCAGACCUGGAAUCAGCCAUCUCUCUAAAAAGCUUGGUUACUUUCAGUGAGAAAUGGCAUUUCAAAAUCAUAAUCAGGACUCUAUGCAUGCUCAUUGCUAGUAGCUUAGUCAUGGUUUCUAGGAGAGAGCUAGGAAAUACCUAUUUUUUUUCACAAGAUAAGACACUUUCUGAGUUUAUUGUAAAACUUCCAAGUCAAGUUGAGUACUACAGGGAUUUUACUUAAUCCUUCCGGUUACUACUAUAUCUCCAUUUUUCUACACCGAGAAUCUUGGUUUUCAAGAACACAGGGCAUGAUAGAGUUAGACUAUCCCACAAUUAUUCACUUCCUUUAUUUACCUUACACAUGCAGCAGCCUCAGAAUAACAACGCUAAAACCACCAUCACCAAUAUGGUAACUGAAACAAUUAAAAUUUUUUCAUUUGCUCUACCCAUUCUCUAUUUUUAAAAGUCAUACUAUGUCAGCAUUUCCAGAACAUAUUGGUAUAACAUACUAUACUGUCUCCCUUCUAUCCCCCAUUUAGUCUUACUUCUUCAAAUAACUAUAUAUAUAGUGCUUGUCACUGGUGGUUACCUGAUGACUCUGUUUUUUCAUAUCUGGAUCUUUAAUGACGAAUCCAGGACAUAGAAUGAUGUUUCUAUAUUGAAAGGAAGAAAAGGAAGCUAUGAAGACUAGUGAUAACAACUGAGGAUAAAAUAUUUGGCUAUACUUAGCUUUUUAACUGUAAUCAUUAUAAACUUUGUUUCUUACACAUAAAUGUAGUCAUAAUCACGCUGCCCCAAAUGUUUUAUAAUUAUCCAUUCCUUCUUUAAAGUCUUGCUUACUAUUCUGCCAUCCUCUGUGAGGUAAUUAGAAAAACAUAAAACCGGAUGAAAUCUAGAGGGCCUUAUUUCCUCCCUUUUAGAUACUGGCUUCAAGCUUGCUUUUUACAGCUGCAAACAAGUAGGAAGAGGUUUUUAGUUUCACAAGCUCUUGUCCUGCAAUUUGGAUGGACCAUCCAAUAAAGCAAAACCUGCUAGACGACAAGUACAAAAAGAGAGGCAUUUUUCAAAGAUAACCAGACUGAAAAUCUAGUCCCUAAAAAAAAA
This is a messenger RNA of Lynx canadensis (Canada lynx), 3533 nucleotides long. RefSeq names its product ring finger protein 125 (gene RNF125). The record is from RefSeq and is a predicted model, not a curated record. Gene Ontology annotation, molecular function: ubiquitin protein ligase activity. Gene Ontology annotation, biological process: ubiquitin-dependent protein catabolic process; protein polyubiquitination. Lineage: Eukaryota; Metazoa; Chordata; Mammalia; Carnivora; Felidae.